Molecule: messenger RNA, 1177 nt
Organism: Kickxella alabastrina
Lineage: Eukaryota; Fungi; Kickxellomycota; Kickxellomycetes; Kickxellales; Kickxellaceae
Product: apolipo protein O-domain-containing protein
Exons: 1
Coding region: 148-1017 (289 amino acids)
Biological process (GO): cristae formation
Cellular component (GO): mitochondrial crista junction; MICOS complex
Source: RefSeq, a predicted model, not a curated record
AAUUUUUAAUUUUUUUGUUUGGAAAUUCGACUUUUUUUUUACUCUCUUUUUUUCCCCCUUGCUUCGAGUGAAUUGAUAACAACACUUUUAUUUUCCUCUUAUUUCAUUUGUUCCCCCCCUCGAUUUGACAAAACGAAAUAAAUAAACAUGAGCUCUCACACGCAGGAGGAUUCGAAAAAGCCAAUCUACGAUUCGCAUUUGCGCGAAUACCCAGCCAUUCCAGCAACUCAGUCGCCCAGCCACCUCUCGCUCAUUCUCGGCCAGCUCCGACACACCACGCGUGAUCUCGCCGCGCAAACGCAACACUACGGACAACUCCUGGUGAAUCACUGGAUCCUCGUUGAGCAAAAAAUCGCCCAAACCGUCAGCAACACCGUACCCCAGGGUGAGAAGCUGGCUCCUGGGAUCAUAUACGUUGGAGUGGCAGCAUUGGCGGGACCUAUUUUUACGAGGAAGCGUAAUUUCGCAGUGCGUUGGUGUUCGCCGUUUGUGUUUGGAGGAUUGGCGGCGGGGUAUUUUUUGCCUGGAACAGCGCAGGUGGUUUUGCGGAAUGUUUGGGGCAGGUAUGGGGAUCCGAAGAGUAUUGAUCAAGUGGCGGCGACUUGGGAGAAUGUUAGGAGGAAGGAGGCUGAGGUGAAGAGGAGUUUGGCUGGGAGUGUGCAGGAACUCAGGCUGUCGUUGCAGGAGGGAAGGGGGUUUGGAAGGGCUAAUGACCAGGAGCAGCAGCAGCAGCAGCAGAAGACUGCUAGUGUGCGGAGUGUUGUUGGUGCUGUGAGGGAUGCGGAGGCUGUUGUGGCUGAGAAGGCCUUGGCUGUUGUGCAGAAGAUCGACGAUGUUGUUGCUGAGAAGGUCGAGCAGUCGAAGAAGAGCCUUGAGGAGUCGAAGAAGGCCUUUGAGGAGUCGAAGAAGGCUGGCUCCAAUGCUGCCAGGACUGCUCUUAAGGAGAACGAGAAGGCACAGCAGCAGCAGCAGCAGAAGCAGCUGCCUCUGGGCUUCAAGAGCAACGUCGAUAACUGAUUAUAAACAGCCUUUUAUUACAUUCUCACGUAACCCCGCGCCUGUGUUUUGGUUGGGUCACAGAUAUACAAAUACAAAAAAUUCACAUUUAAAAAUAACAUGUUCAAAAAAGACAACCCUUCUGGAAACAAAAUCCACUCAAAUUAGCACAAUAUCCAUU